This is a messenger RNA of Phymastichus coffea, 3984 nucleotides long. Its product is annotated as forkhead box protein unc-130-like. Lineage: Eukaryota; Metazoa; Arthropoda; Insecta; Hymenoptera; Eulophidae. The transcript has 10 exons. Gene Ontology annotation, biological process: cell differentiation; anatomical structure morphogenesis; regulation of transcription by RNA polymerase II. Gene Ontology annotation, molecular function: DNA-binding transcription factor activity, RNA polymerase II-specific; RNA polymerase II cis-regulatory region sequence-specific DNA binding. The record is from RefSeq and is a predicted model, not a curated record. Bases 560 to 2218 code for a protein of 552 amino acids.
GCCAGCAACUCGCGCGCCAACGUACCACCGUCGCUGCAAACAGACAACAAUCUCGUCGACUGUUUCGAAGAAUCGCGUGAAGUUUUUUCAAAAUUCCGGGAAACGAUCAUUACUCUUAUAACCAUUUUUUAUAAUGUGGUUUUUGUGCGAAACAAUUUUUUGAUUGUUAAUAAUCGAUGCUGUUACAUAGGUGAAGAAGAUAAAAAGUGUGAUGUAAAGAAUAUAUGUGGCACAGUGUGAACUGCAAGUAUAUUAGACUUCGAGACACAGAACAGGCGAAAACGAUGUCGACAUCGUAAAUCUGCCAUCAUCGCCCCAGCAGCCAGUUUUAGUUUCGCGCAGCGAAAAUUACCACGAGAAAGUGCUGCAGUGCAGUGAUUAGGACAAACAGUCUUGUCAACCCGGCACGUAGACAAAAGUACGGGUAAAAGUGGAGGGCACGUCGGCCUCGCUACUGGAGGAGCUGAUUGCGGGCCAGCACCAUCAGCAGCAAGAGCAGCAGUACGAGCAGCAGCAGCAGCAGCAGCAUCAGCAACGCGCCAAUGCCGUGGCGGCCUUUAUGAACAAUUAUCCGGCAGUCGCUGCAGCUGCUGCUACUGACAGGAACAGCAGAAUGGUUUCGCACGUUAUCCCUGUGUCAGCUGGAGUUAGCUCCUCCUUCUCGUCGCCGCUCAACAUGCACUCCGAUCUUUAUCACCAUUAUGAACUUCAACAGGGUAAUGGCGGACUUGGUAGUACAGGACUCCAGGAGACGGUGCACGGCUUGAAGAUCAAGCAAGAGCCGACGAGCUAUCAGUUACCCACUACUUCGACCCUUCCAUCGAUGCAUCAAGUGAGCAAUUUCGUGACGGAUCAAUUGGCGAGUGGCUGCAUGAGCAGUCCAAAGGACCUGAACGUUGGCAGCUUGUCGCACGAUUCCUCGGUCGUCGUCUCGUCGAGCUUGCUCGACCAUCAUCAUCAUCACACUACGCUACACCACAGUCCCGAUUCUGCCGUGUCAUUGCCGUCGAGCAGCAAUGUACCCUUGCUCAGCUCCGCGCAUCCACUUCACACUCGCUCGCUGUCGGGGGCGACGAAGCGCAAAGCCGAAAUUUCCUUGAGCGACCAAGAGGACGAGGAAAACGACGACGACGGCAGCAACGCCAACACAAGUACGCCAACGCAAAAACACAUCAAGCCGCGCUCGUCGCGCGGGACCGUCAGACCAUCGUCGUCUAACGACCCGAGCAGCAGCGCUUCGACCAAGACCAAGGCGAAUAGCGAGACCAACAGCACCACGCAAUCGGCCGAUGGAACAAGCGAGUCGAGCGAUGCCAAGCCACCGUACAGUUACGUGGCCCUCAUCACCAUGGCCAUCAAGAGCAGCGAGCACGAGAGGUGCACUCUCAGCGAGAUAUACACAUUCAUCGAAACCAAUUUCUCCUACUACAAGAAGAACAAGAAGGGGUGGCAAAAUUCCAUCAGGCACAAUCUAAGUCUCAAUGAGUGCUUUGUCAAGGUGCCGCGCGACGGCGGUGCCGACAGGAAGGGCAAUCAUUGGACUAUACAUCCCGAUGCCGGCGACAUGUUCGAGCACGGCAAUUGGCGACGACGCAAGCGUAUGAAGCGCAAUUACCGUAACACUCCUUACACGAACAAUCGUUUGUACGGCGAUCCUUUCCAGUCGACUCACAUGCAUCAUUUGGGUGCCACAAGGAAUAUCUUUGCGCAUUCCCCACCUGCAUACUCAGCUGCUACUUAUCCUCGUUAUGACACGAGUGCGUGGACUUUGCAGCAACAGCCUCUUUCGACUUACGGUCACUGCCAACUGCAGCAACAGUUGCCGAUGCAAUCGAUGCAGAUUCCAACGAUGAAUGGUUACAGUCAAAUCAGUUCGUCAUUAGCCUUUCCAGGCAAUUACCUCGAUGUUACAGGCGGUACUAGCGCUGCCACCGCCACAAGUAUGAGUAGCAACAGUUUCGCCGGUGGAUUUACUGCUGCUUGCACUAGAAGACAUGACGUUAGCGCUGCUGCUGCUGCCAUGUCUGUCAGCGAUGCUGUAUCGCGUUGCUACUGGCCUGAAAUGAUGAAAGAAGAGCCAGGCAACACGUCAGUCUCGCCAAGUAGCGUAAGCACAGUCGGUGUCGCUUCCAACGUUUACGGCUCGACGACACCGUCAAGUGUUUCAUCCAUUGGUUACUCGCCCGACUUUCAGACACGCUCUAAGUGUUACAUGUGAAAAUGAUCAAUUGACAAAUUUUCCUUAGCCAUGCCGUUCGAUCGAUAUAUAAAUAGAAAUGCCUUUUCUCUUUGAUUUUAUUCUUCAUUCUCAAAAUUUUAUUCGUUUUCAUUAUUUGCGAUUUGGGAAAGGAAUCUUCAAAAUCGUACAUUUACUAUUGCAAUUUUUAUAGUAUUUUAAUCGACGCUUUUUUCGGCGUUCGAUAGUACAAGAAACUUAUAUAAUUAUUUUAGGAGUUCUAUUUUUAUGAUGGUUUUCUGAGAAUUUUAAAUUUAUUCUCAAGAUAUUUUAAUUCUAUGGUGUAUAAAAAGUACAAUUUUCAGACUUUCUUUAUAUAUGGAAUAAGCAAUGGAAAGAAAAUAUUAUUUUAAGUUAACUUUGCAAAGAUAUUUCAUUUUAAAAAUAUAAAAUCAUUCAUGCUUUUUUUGAUACGUACUUUUAAGUUCAGAUUUUAUAGUGUUUUGUUAACCAACACUUCAUUUAAAUUGACACAUUGAAUUUGUCAUUCAUUUUGCGUAUCUCUUACGUUUGUAAAGAAAAAACAAUUUGACUUCUUUUAUUAAUUAGAUUAAAUUAAUAAUUCUUUGUCUUUUUAAAAGCACUAUUAAGUGGUUGUUGGACAGUAUUUUACGCGCUCAUGACGAUAUAUUUUUAUGAUAUUCUUAAUUACGUUGCUACAACUUUUAAUGAAAUUUUAAAAAAUUCAUUCCAAUGCUUUUAUUCUGUUAAUAAAAUUAUUAGUAUCAUUUUAGCCUUCGAGUAAACAAACGAAACCCAGCGUCAAUGGGCGUGUGUUUGUAAAUAAUUUUAUAGAAAGUAAUAUGUUAAGAAUUUGUUAUUUGAAAAAGUACAUGUAAAAGACGAAUUUCACAUAACGAUGUUUUUAGUUUUGUUAUCAGAUAAAAAGAAAAAUGUUAGUUAAUCAUUUAUUAUCAAUAAUACGACAUAUUGAGCUAUAAUAUAAUGACAUAAAUUAUGAUUAAAAGUGAUGUAUGUUGUGCUUCGAUCAUUAUACGUUGUAAGAUCGUGAAUACCUGUAAAUUUUUUUUAUUCAGAAAAAAUUUGUACCUUAAUAUGUACAAGCGCCGUAGGAAGUCUAUGACUAUCUGUCUGUUAAAGAGAGUAUCAUGGAAAGUACUUUUUUCGUUGGCAAAACUGAAAUUUUCAGAACAAAACAAAAAAUGUGCUAUUUACGAUCAAAUUUAUCUCUUGAAAUGCUUCACUUUGACAGCGACAAACUGAUGUUGAAGUCAAGAUCUCGCUCUAUUGUUAGAUAUUAAGUAAAAAAAAUAAAUACUGGGUUGCGUUAUAUAUGUUGAUAAUCGACAAAUUUUAUUUUAAUCUUUGAGAAGCGAAAGGGAACCAAAUAAAACUUACUUAUUUAUCUUGAAAACACACUGUCUAAUCAUUGGCUAUCUUCCUACAGAAGUAUAUCUGGUCUGAGUGUAGCACCUAUGUAACGCAUGCGCGGAAAAGGAGCAAAAUCAUAGGUAAACGGGAGAAGAGGAGGCGACCGCGAAGCCCCGCCCUGGCUGAAACAUAGAGGAAGGGCCACCGCAAAGUCCGCUAUUCAACCUGAUGGAAGACCAAUGGCGCAUUUAUGUAUACGAAUUUCACUGGAAGUGGAGGGGCUUUAACUUUGCUGCGGGAAUUCAUAUGAAGGUAUAAACGCAGCUGCAGUAAUUAGACUAAUUUUUACUUCGACGCAAAGUAGACGUAAUAUCCAUGAGUAGAUAUUUAUGGCUAUCAGUGCAUUUGUUUACGCA